Messenger RNA from Myotis brandtii (Brandt's bat), 2182 nucleotides. RefSeq names its product protocadherin gamma-B2. The coding region runs from base 155 to 2182 and encodes 675 amino acids. Gene Ontology annotation, biological process: homophilic cell-cell adhesion. Gene Ontology annotation, molecular function: calcium ion binding. The record is from RefSeq and is a predicted model, not a curated record. NCBI's taxonomy places the organism in Eukaryota, Metazoa, Chordata, Mammalia, Chiroptera, Vespertilionidae. The transcript has 3 exons. Gene Ontology annotation, cellular component: plasma membrane.
CAAGUAGAAAGGCGAGGGGUCCGGACUCGGGCUCACUGCUCGGCAAAUCUGAUUCCGGAAUACCGACUGGGAUGCCUUCAAACUGGGAGCCUUGAGUUUUCUACGCAGUGGAAGUAGAUAUUUAAACACAAUUUGUAAAGAAAGCAUCUUCUCAAUGCCAGAGGCUGCAGUAGGGCUCGGAAGGAUGGGAACCAGGGCGAAGCAGAGGAGCAGGACCCCGCGGCGGUGGCAAGUACUCUUUCUCUUCCUGCUGCCUUUGUUCUGCGGGGCGCUCUCCGAGCAGAUCCGCUACUCUAUUCCGGAAGAAAUGGCCAGGGGCUCUGUAGUGGGGAAUCUCGCUAAGGACCUGGGGCUGCGGGUACGGGAUUUAUUGACCCGCAACCUCAGAGUUAGUGCAGAGAAACAAUACUUUGCCAUAAACACGGAGAAUGGGAACUUACUUGCGAGUGACAGAAUAGAUCGGGAAUCGCUCUGCGCUCAAAACCCUGUGUGUGUCGUGCCCUUAGAGAUUGUAGCAGAGAACCCUCUAAAUGUUUUUCACGUAAACGUGAUGAUAGAAGAUAUAAAUGACAAUCCACCUCAUUUCCCCCAAAAUAGCACUGUUUUACAAAUCAAUGAAUUUGCAACUCCACGAGCUCGGUUUGAAUUGGAAUCUGCUAUAGACGCAGAUGUAGGGCCUCACUCUCUCCAGAGUUACCAACUCAGCUAUAAUGAGCACUUUUCUCUAAUGGUAAAGGAUAAAGCUGAAGGCAAGAAUGCCCCGGAAUUGGUGUUAGAAAGGCCCCUGGACCGGGAACAACAGAGCUCCCAUCUCCUGGUCCUGACAGCGGUGGAUGGAGGUGACCCGGUCAGAACCGGCACCACUCAAAUUAGGAUUGAGGUUACUGACGCCAACGAUAACGCCCCGGUGUUCAGUCAGGAUGUGUACAGAGUUAGCCUUCCAGAGAACUUGCCCCCAGGCACCUCUGUGCUAAAGGUGACAGCCACCGACCAGGAUGAGGGCAUCAAUGCGGAGAUCAGGUACUCCUUCAAAACACCAGGAGAUGUUGGAAGUAUGUUUACGCUAGACCAUCAAAGUGGAGAAAUUAAAUCCAAAAACCCUAUAGACUUCGAAAUCAGUAGCAGUUAUACCAUAAUCAUGGAAGCCAAGGACGGCGGAGGCAUGGCCACCAAAUGUAAAAUUAUACUCGAAAUUCUAGAUGAGAAUGACAACGCCCCAGAGGUGGUGUUCACUUCGGUGUCUAGUUCCAUAACCGAGGAUGCAGAGCCCGGGACGGUGAUUGCUUUGUUCAAAACACACGAUAAAGAUUCCGGAGAAAACGGGGAGAUCAUAUGCCUCAUAAAAGAGGACGUUCCUUUUAGAAUUCAAUCUUCCGCCAAUAACUACUACAAGCUGGUGACAGAUGGGGCCCUGGACCGAGAACUGACCCCGGAGUACAAUGUUACCAUCACAGCCAUCGACAGAGGCAAGCCACCCCUCUCCUCCAGCAGAAGCGUCACACUAUACAUCAGGGACGUCAACGACAACGCCCCGGUUUUCCAGCAGUCAGCCUACCUGGUCCACGUGCCAGAAAACAACCCGCCCGGGGCCUCCAUCGCGCAGGUCAGCGCCUCCGACCCCGACCUGGGACCCAACGGCCAGGUGUCCUACUCCAUCGUGGCCAGCGACCUGGAGCCACGGGCGCUGUCGUCCUACGUGUCCGUGAGCGCGCACAGCGGGGUGGUGUUCGCGCAGCGCGCCUUCGACCACGAGCAGCUGCGCGCCUUUGAGCUGACGCUGCAGCCGGGCUACCUGGUCACCAAGGUGGUGGCGGUGGACGCGGACUCGGGACACAAUGCCUGGCUGUCCUACCACGUGCUGCAGGCCAGCGAGCCCGGACUCUUCAGCCUGGGGCUGCGCACGGGUGAGGUGCGUACAGCGAGAGCUUUGGGCGACAGGGACUCGGCCCGCCAGCGGCUGCUGGUCGCUGUGCGCGAUGGGGGACAGCCACCUCUCUCUGCCACCGCCACGCUUCACCUGAUCUUUGCGGAUAGUGUUCAAGAGGUACUACCAGACCUCAAUGACCAUCACACACCUUCUGACCCCCAGGCUGAGCUGCAAUUUUACCUGGUGGUGGCCUUGGCCUUGAUCUCCGUGCUCUUCCUCUUGGCGCCUGGCUACCUGGCGCUGCUUUCAGCAUAG